GCUCAUGGCCCUGACCAUGGAGCUUAACCAUGUGACUCUCAUCUUCUACGCCAGCCUGCAGGCCUACAGGCUGUACAACUUCUACCUGCCGGGGGAGAGCUGUCCAGACCUCCAGCUGCCUCCUGCCAUGACAAGGAGGGACGUCCCCAGGAUUGAGCUGGCCAGUGAGGAUGGGGUCUCCGUCUCCUGUGGCGUGCCCACUAGCUUCUGCAGCCUGACUCUGGGCCUCUGGCACCACGGCAUAUCAUCCGCUGGCCUUCUGGGCACCAAUGACAAUGAAGCAGGCAAUGAGCUGAUGUUGCCGGCUGGCUCUGUGGCCCGCAGCCUGGAGGAGCUCAGCCUGGCCUGGCAGGUGGAUGGUCACUGCAGGGCCACCGAGAAGACUCAGCCGACCUGCCCAGGACAGAGCCCCACCUGCUGGGCCUUCUUCCAGGACCCCCGUUCCAGCUUGGGGAACUGCUUCUGGGUGGUGGACCCUGAACCAUUCCUCAGCCUGUGUGUGCAGGACCCCUGUGGCACCCGGAAGCUCCAGCCUGCCUCCACUCUGGCGGCCACCUAUAUCCACCUGUGUGCCUGCAACUUCAGGACCCUGGCCCCUCCUCCACAGUGUGGUAAGCCACCCCAGCCGGCUGGCAGUCUGCCCCCUGGCUGGCAUCUGCCUUCCAGCUGGAGGAAAAAUCCCUCUCUCUUGCCAGGGAGAACAAAUAAUUGUCAUUCAAGGAGCUAAGAGUCAAAACAAAACAUUUACGGCCUGAUACAGCUCGGAUGUGUGUCCCCUCCAAAUCUCACGUUUGUUAGAGGGGGUACAUCCCUCAUGGAUGGCUUAGCAUCCUGCAUUUGGUGAAGCGUGAGUUCUUGCUCUGUUAGUUCACCUGAGAGCAGUUUGUUUAUAAAAAG
Messenger RNA from Saimiri boliviensis boliviensis (Bolivian squirrel monkey), 897 nucleotides. The record is from RefSeq and is a predicted model, not a curated record. Lineage: Eukaryota; Metazoa; Chordata; Mammalia; Primates; Cebidae.